This is a messenger RNA of Marchantia polymorpha subsp. ruderalis, 1593 nucleotides long. Lineage: Eukaryota; Viridiplantae; Streptophyta; Marchantiopsida; Marchantiales; Marchantiaceae. The record is from the annotation of a GenBank genome assembly.
UAGCUUUCCGGCUUUCGGAUGGAAGACAUGAACGGAUGUAUACUGCAUAAUAUAUUGCAUGAUUGGUCGCGUAAGGCUGAUGCGAACUUUUUUCGGUGCCUUGGUACUCUGUGUGGAUGUCGAGCGCAGAAAGGGGGCAUGCACGGAGAAACGGGUUCGUAUGUGGACCAACACGCGAAGCAAGGAUACACAUACGGCCGCACGCACGUACGUAUGAUAUAGUAGUUGGCAGCCAGAUAAAGAUUGCAGAUCAAAGAUCGCAAAGAGAUAUUCAGUUUUUUGUAACGCACUAGCAGCAUAGAUGAUAUGAUAUGAUACAUACUACUCUACCGAUCGAACGAUAGCGAACGAGGUGACUGCCAAUCAGCGCGAAUGAGGCACAGGUUCUUUCCGACAGCUUUCGUCUCUGCAGCCGAGGCUGCUGCUUCGUCGUAAUGAACAAUAGUUUUCUGUAUAAUGUAAGUCACUGGUCAAUCAAUCUGCCACUCUCUCAUCAUACUGUUGGUACUACCGCUCUCGGCCAAUCCGCUGCUCGCAGAGAACAAUCGUUGCUGUCGGACAAGAAACUUCAUCGAUCUCCUACCUAAGCCCUAGGUUCGUUCACUACACCUCCUUCUCUUGCGCUGUCGAUGUAGGUCGUGGUUGCCAAUUACUUGCACCAGGUACGCCGGCCAUCUUCCGAGAGAGGUCUGACCAUCAAGUCAGUGCCUCCUCGUAGUCGGGACCCGAACCUUUCAAGGUUCGAACUCGCGGAAUUCAGUUUGAUUUCAUUUGUCAGGAUUUGAAUCCGGACCCAGGAAAUAUAUUCCACAUGAACUAUUCGUGCACAGGGCUCAAUGGACUCUCUCAUUAGAGUCUGCCCGGCCAAUAGAAUACUCCACCUUCCGCCUCCAAUUUAUACCGUCCGUAGGCUCCACUUGCCUGGCCUGUGCAUCUUCUACAGCUACGACUGACAGACGAGAUCGAGCUCGAUUCUCCGCGAUUCUUCCGUCGGUCAUCCGAAUCGAAAUUUCUCCAUGAAGCAUCUCAUCUCUCUCGGUGGGUGUCCACCCAUGAGAGCCAUCGUAAGGUUCUCUGACUUCGUACUCGUCUGGCCGAAGCCCAGUUUCCCAAAGAAAAGAAGGGAGCUCUUCGUGCAACAACCUCUGGGAGAAUGAUGAAUGAGACUGGACUGCAGCUGAGCAGCCCCUUGCAUUGCAAUGCAUGCUCAGACUAUCAUGGAAAUGAUCAUAUUUCUGCGCCUUCGCCUCCCCGUCAUCGUUACCUUACUCGUUCGGCCGCUGACGUGGUAAGAAACGAAGGGGACGCCCCUCGACCCGCAAGACUACGUGGAAGGUGUGUCAGGUGUCAGGGGCUGGCUCUCUUCGAUCUGCGGGGUUUCAUAAGUUCGUUAAGCUUUUCAGAUGCUGUUAGAGGUGCAGGCAGGCCAGAUGCAGAUGCCUUCUCUGCUCGAAUACGGUAAUGCUCUGCUGACUGUCUUCUUGUCCGGAUUCGCAUCAGUAUCUUCUUCGAGAUAGCCAACUCGGUAUCGAGGUUGGAUAUGGUAGAGUACAGCCACGAAACCCUAAGAUUAUAAAACACGGUCCAUAGCCC